Aspergillus mulundensis is the source of this 969-nucleotide messenger RNA. RefSeq names its product alpha/beta hydrolase. Gene Ontology annotation, biological process: proteolysis. The coding region runs from base 1 to 969 and encodes 322 amino acids. Gene Ontology annotation, molecular function: serine-type peptidase activity. The transcript has 2 exons. The record is from RefSeq and is a predicted model, not a curated record. Lineage: Eukaryota; Fungi; Ascomycota; Eurotiomycetes; Eurotiales; Aspergillaceae.
AUGGAAACAUCCACACAUACCUUCAAAGAAGCCGACGGACUCUCAUUGGAAAUCGACGUCUCCAAGCCAAAAGCCUCUGACAAUGGAAUCGUGCUCGUGCAUUUCCACGGAGGAUAUCUGGUCCUCGGCGAAAAAUCAACUAAGCCCCCGCACUGGCUCAUAAACGCCUGCCGCGCGCGCGGCUGGACGUACGCAAGCCCAUCCUACCGGCUCCUCCCCGAAACGCCAGGGCUCGAAAUCCUCAGCGACGCGCUCGACACAAUCCGCUGGGUACGCAGUAAUCUCAGCAAGAAGAUCAUCAUCGCUGGAUCCAGUGCAGGCGGGUACCUCGCGCUGGCGUCGGCGGCGCAUCCAACGUGCCCAAGGCCACUCGCCGUGUUGUCAAAUUAUGGCAUGCUGGAUCCCGCGGGGAAGAGGUAUGUCGAACCGGGACGGCCUCUUCGUGCGCCCGUGAGUGAUCUGCCAGCUGCUUUGGAAGAGGUUCGGGAGGCUAUGGUGAGCGGAAAACCACUUGAUGGAUAUCCGUUCCCAGAGAACCCACCGGCCGAUAAGAGAUUCAACUGGAUCAAGGCGAUGCAUGAGGGCGCUAUGUUCCCUGACGUGCUAACCAGGAUCCCUGGACUCGCAAAGGUUAUUAAGCAGCAGGGUGCGGAGGUAAUACCUGACGAAUAUCGGUCUCUCUUUCCGGCAUCAUUUGCUCUAACAAAGAAUUUCCCGCCAACUAUUUUGUUGCACGGAGACGCAGAUGAGUUGGUGGGCUUUGAGCAGAGUGCCCUAGUCGCAAAGAAGUUGGGCGAGCUUGGUGUUCAGGUGCACCUGGAGCGAGCGGUGGGUCAGGGACAUGGAUUUGAGCAUAAUGGCUUUAUCGAUCUUGAUGCCGGGGACACAAAUGGGGAGGACGAGGAGAUGCUAGAAUGUUUGCGUCGAGUUGUUUCCGCUCUAGAGAAAGCUUGUGCUUCUGCUCAGUGA